GUGAGGAGAGGAAACGAGAGGAGGAGGAGGAGGAGAGACCUGACACUAGUUUCUUCCUCACUCUGUCAGGAGGAGGAGGAGAACACACACACACACACACACACACACACACACACACACACACACACACACACACACACACACACACACACACACUUGCCCGUGCCUGUUUGAACGGUGAGAAAUACGCGCAGACACUCCUCUUUUUUCUGAAAGUGAGGCGGAGGUGAGUCCAGGUCUUUACGCAUUGUUCACAGCGGCUCUGUCGGACUUUGUUUUUCAUCCAGGAAGACGAGCAGGGGGCUGACAGUCAUGGACAACACGGGAGAAUUCAAGAGAAGUUAGCGUGAAAUAACCUCUUUGGAAAAACGACGUUACAAAAAGAAGAAGUGUCCGGAGAGGAAAGAGGAACACGAUGGGGAUGGAUUUCAGCACUCUUCGGACCCUCAUCAGCAGAUAUUGUGUUGGUGAGGAGAACUGGGUGGACAGCAGGACGAUUUACAUCGGACACAAAGAGCCUCCUUCAGGAACGGAGGCCUUCAUACAACAAAGAUAUCCCGACAACAGAAUCGUCUCCUCCAAGUACACUUUUUGGAACUUCAUCCCCAAGAAUAUGUUCGAGCAGUUCAGGAGAAUCGCCAACUUCUACUUUCUCAUCAUAUUUCUCAUCCAGUUGAUCAUCGACACUCCCACCAGUCCGAUCACCAGCGGUCUGCCGCUUUUCUUUGUCAUCACAGUCACCGCCAUCAAACAGGGUUACGAGGACUGGUUGAGACACAAAGCAGACAACUCCGUCAACCAGUGUCCCGUCCACGUGGUGCAGCACGGGAAGGUCGUCCGCAAACAAAGCCGCAAGCUCAGGGUCGGAGAUGUGGUGUCGGUCAAAGAAGACGAGACGUUUCCGUGCGACCUCAUCCUCCUCUCGACGUCUCGGGAAGAUGGGACCUGUUUCGUCACUACGGCCAGUCUGGACGGAGAGAGCAGCCACAAGACCUACUAUGCAGUCCAGGACACCAGAGCGUACAACACAGAGAAGGAGGUGGACUCGAUCCACGCGACCAUAGAAUGUGAACAACCACAGCCCGACCUCUACAAAUUUGUGGGAAGAAUCAACAUCUACAUGGACAACGAGCCCGUCGCCAGGCCGUUAGGAUCAGAGAACCUGCUGCUGCGAGGAGCCACACUGAAGAACACAGAGUACAUAUACGCCGUGGCCAUCUACACGGGAAUGGAAACCAAGAUGGCUCUCAACUACCAGUCCAAGUCUCAGAAACGUUCAGCUGUGGAAAAGUCAAUGAACGCCUACCUGGUGGUGUACCUGUGCAUUCUCAUCGGUAAAUCCAUCAUCAACACCAUCAUGAAAUACGUCUGGCAGGCCGACGCCAACAGAGACGAGCCGUGGUACAACCACAGGACGGUGUCAGAGAGAGAGAGACACAUACUGAUCAGGGCGUUCACAGACUUCCUCGCCUUCAUGGUUCUUUUUAACUACAUCAUCCCCGUGUCCAUGUACGUCACCGUGGAGAUGCAGAAGUUCCUGGGCUCUUACUUCAUCAUGUGGGACGACGAGAUGUUCGACGAGGAGCUGGGAGAACGAGCCGUCGUCAACACGUCCGACCUGAACGAGGAGCUCGGACAGGUGGAGUACGUGUUUACAGAUAAAACAGGAACUCUGACGGAGAACAACAUGGAGUUCAUCGAGUGCUGUGUGGACGGACACGUCUACGUACCUAACAUCAUCUGUAACGGACAGGUGAUGACGGGUGCAGGUAUGGACAUGAUCGACACGUCACCGGGUCCUGGAGCCAGGGAGCACGAGGAGCUGUUUUUCCGGGCGUUGUGUUUGUGUCACACGGUGCAGGUGAAAGAGGAGGAGACGGUGGACGGGAUCAAACAAGGUAUCCAUCAGGGGAAGUCCACCUCCUUCUACAUCUCCUCCUCUCCGGACGAGGUGGCGCUGGUGGAGGGCAUGAAGAGACUUGGCUUCACUUUCCUGAGACUGAAGGACAGCCACAUGGAGAUCUUAAACCGAGAAGACGAGAUCGAGAGGUUUGAGCUGCUCGAGGUUUUAACGUUCGACUCGGUCAGGCGGAGGAUGAGCGUCAUUGUCAGAUCGAGCACCGGUGAGCUCUAUCUCUUCUGUAAAGGUGCAGACUCCUCCAUCUUCCCUCGGGUGAUUUCAGGAAAGGUGGAGCAGGUCAAAGCUCGGGUGGAGCACAACGCAGUGGAGGGUCUCAGGACGCUCUGUGUCGCCUAUCGUCCUCUCAGUCCUGAACAGUACCAGGAGGUCUGUGACCUGCUGAACGGGGCCAAACUCGCUCUUCAGGAUCGAGACAGACGACUCGCCGAGGCUUACGACCUGAUCGAGAAAGACCUGAUUCUUCUGGGAGCCACGGCUGUGGAGGACAGGCUCCAGGACAAAGCGGCAGACACCAUCGAGUCUCUGCACAAAGCGGGCAUGAAGGUGUGGGUGCUGACCGGUGACAAGAUGGAGACGGCGGCCGCGACCUGCUACGCCAGCAAGCUGUUCCGCCGCAACACCCAGAUCCUGGAGCUGACGACCAAACGCACCGAGGAGCAGAGCCUCCACGACGUCCUGUUUGACCUGAGCAGGACGGUCCUGAGGCAGCACGGAGGCAUGACCCGGGACACCUUCUCCAGUUUAUCGGGAGACUGCACGGACUACGGUCUGAUCAUCGACGGAGCGACCCUCUCUGCGGUGAUGAGGCCGGCCCAGGAGGACUCGAACUCAGGGAACUACAAAGAGAUCUUCCUGGAAAUCUGCAGAAACUGCAGCGCCGUGCUCUGCUGUCGGAUGGCUCCGCUGCAGAAAGCACAGAUUGUGAAGCUGAUCAAGGCUUCCAAGGAGCACCCGAUCACGCUGGCGAUCGGAGACGGAGCGAACGAUGUCAGCAUGAUCCUCGAGGCGCACGUCGGCAUCGGGAUCAUGGGUAAGGAGGGGCGUCAGGCGGUGAGGAACAGCGACUACGCCAUCCCAAAGUUCAAACACCUCAAGAAGAUCCUGCUCGUCCACGGACAUUAUUACUACAUCCGCAUCUCUGAGCUCGUGCAAUAUUUCUUCUACAAGAACGUCUGUUUCAUCUUCCCCCAGUUCCUCUACCAGUUCUUCUGCGGCUUCUCACAACAGCCGCUGUACGACACGGCGUACUUGACUCUGUACAACAUCAGCUUCACGUCGCUGCCCAUCCUCCUCUACAGCCUCAUCGAGCAGCACAUCAACAUGGACAUCCUGAAGAAGGACCCGUCGCUCUACAGAGAUAUCGCUAAAAACUCUCUGCUGCGGUGGCGCAACUUCAUUUACUGGACCGUCCUCGGCGUUUAUGACGCCGUCGUGAUGUUCUUCGGCGCUUACUUCCUGUUUGACAACACCACCUUCACCAGCAACGGACAGCUAAUGACAACCAACACACAGAUGAUGUUUGGAAACUGGACGUUCGGGACGCUGGUGUUCACCGUGCUCGUCUUCACUGUUACCUUCAAGUUGGCUCUGGAUACUCAUUACUGGACCUGGAUCAACCACUUCGUCAUCUGGGGCUCGCUCAUCUUCUUUGUCAUCUUCUCUCUGCUGUGGGGAGGGAUCAUCUGGCCCUUCCUCAACUACCAGAGGAUGUACUACGUGUUCAUGCAGAUGUUGUCGAGCGGCCCGGCCUGGCUCAGCAUCAUCCUCCUCAUCACAGCCAGUCUGGUGCCAGACGUGGUGAAGAAGGUCAUCUGGAGGGCGCUGUGGCCCACCACCACUGAACGCAUCCAGAACGCUGAUAAACUCUACAAAGGCCAGCUGUCCGAGUUCUCCCCCCUGGCUCAUCUCCACGCUCCCAACAAAGCGGGCGGUCAGCGGCGAGGCUCGGCCGCUCAGAGGAACCCUCGCAGGUCUGAACGCUUAACCAAGAAAAUCAUGUUCACGCGCUGGCAGGAAACGCCAAACUACUGCACCUUCAGCCCCCUCCUCCGAUUCGCUGACGGCACCCUGAACUCGAAGCAGGGGCACGCCUACAGCGGGGCGGGGCCUGACACAUUGGUUUAAUUUAUUCCGUCUUGAUUUUUUUUAUUCUUAAAACUCUGAUAUCAGAAAACGGGUCCCGAGCGGACCAGAACUCGUUUUUAAUUUAUGUUUCUGUGCAACGAAAGUGACCUUCAAACUGUUCCCGAGUCUGCAGCCAAGCGCGGCGCAAAGCAUUAUGGGAAGGACCUCGCUCGCCGCCUCCAAAGGGCUCAGUGUAAUGAUGUCACAACAAACACUUGCACUCGCAGAUCCAUGCACUGGCCCUUUAAAUCCGCCUGAAGUGUUAGGAUUUAAACGACUCGUCCCGUGUUGUGAUCGUGCUGAUGAGUGUGAUGAUGACCAAUCGUGUUCUUUUCUUCAUCCCCGUCAUCUCUCUCUCUCUCUCUCUCUCUCUCCGUCUUUUUUUCCUCUCUUCAGGAAUAACUGGUGUUGCCUGUGUGCAAACAUUUUAUCCCGAAACACGCCCUAACGUCUGCGUCAGAUCCCACGACACUGUAAGGACGAGCGUGGUAGAGCAGGAGAGACAAAGUGUUGGACAUGUGGGGCGCGGUGGGACUUUUUUAACAUUCUUCUUCACAUAUUUUUGGGGUUUUAAGAACUAAAAGAUACAAACGGGUUGAGUGGGGAAUUGCAGGCGUAUCACACAGAGACGCCCUGAGAGCUUCAGGACUCGAGUGCAGGCGGGCGACCAAAUAAAAUCAGUGGGGAAAAAUGGAUUUGAGCAGACAAAGAGCUCUCUCUGUUACUUUGCUCCCUGAUGAGACGGGGGGAACGCAUCCUUCUUGAUUUGACUUUCUGCUUCAGCCAAAAUAAUAAUAAUCUUUAUUUAUAGAGCACAAAGUUACAAAGUGCUUUACAAGGACAGCAAAUAUAAAAACAGACAGGUCAUAGAAUAAUAAACAAUAAAAAUCACUUUAAAAUAUAAAAUCCAUUUUUUAAAAGAACUGUAAAAUAUAAUUCUUUUAAAGGAAUUCUAAAAAGUGAAAAUAGGAAAGGCUCGCCGGAAAAAGUGUGUCUUAAGAAGGGACUUAAAAAAGAUGAGUGAUUCUAAAAGUGACAUUGAUGAACGCUGCGACUCUGAGGCUUGAGCUGAAAAGUUUCAAAUGUUCUGAACUUUUACGCUACAAAAACACCUCAAUGGUUUUGUCUGCGAUGCGUCUCUGUGUGAUCGACCCCUUGCUCUUCUAAAAGUCGUUGUUUUGUCACUCACAGGCGGGGGAUGCUUUUCAAAAAAAAAAAACAAAUCAGACAUUUUCCAGCGCUCAUCAAACCCCACAACCAACACUUUGAGCUUUACUCAUCCAUGUGGAGUGUUAGAUCUGUUUUCCUCUGUGUGCUGAUAUUUCAUGUCCUUCAGUCUUUAAAGCACUUUAACUGUAGACCUUCAUGUUUUAUUUCUUCCUACUGCAGAGACUCGUUUAGCUUUUUAUGACUUCCUGUUUCAGUGGUAGAGUCCAGUAAAAGUAGCUGCUUCCUCCUGUUUGCCUUAAUGUCACCAUGUGAAGCCCCCCGACAGCCCCCCCCCCCCCCCCCCCCACACACAGAUCAGGUACCGAAGAAACUUGAACACCUCUGAAACUACUCACCGAGGUCAGACUACACCGUCUGUUUGUCGGCUUCUUAAAUUCACUCACUUCCUGGUUUCUUCGCUCCUCGCGGUGGAGAGAAUCUGAAGCGCAGAGUGUCUCCACAUUGUGCCUGUCAGCUCGUGUGAUUGUGUUCAAGGAGCCCGCCCGAGAUUCUUCACCUUGAAAAAACCCGCCUUCACAGACGAGCGCUCUGUUCCAACACUUCUCCUCUUCUCUGCUUUUCUUUCUAGCUUUGUCUUCUUCAUUUCUUCUCUUUCUGGAAGUUUUCCUACCUCUGUGUGAGAGAGCGAGAGAGAGAGAGAGAGAGAGAGAGAGAGAGAGAGAGCCGCCUCCAGCCGUCUAACCUCCAUCAUCAUCAUCCUCUCCAUCCAUCAAAGAAACGUCAUCGCUCGUUCUGUUUCCUACUCUGAAUAGGACUUGUAUGAACCAAAGCCUUGUUGCUGCUAGAGAUCCUUUUAGCUGCUUUAACUUUAGGUGCCUUGUGCUAGAUGAUCUGCUUCAUUAAUCACAGCGUUUCAAAGGAUGUCUGGAUGUUUGGCGGAGAAAGAGUCAGGUUCAACUGUCACAGAAAAAAACAGCACUGAGUAAUUCUGAAAAUAUCCACAAACGACGAACAAACUAAUGAGGUGUGCUGAAUAUUUGUUUUUUAUUGUUUCUAUUCCAGAAGUUUUAUACGUGUCCACGAGGACGUCUGUCUCUGAGAUGUUAUUUUUACUGUUUUCUUUUCUCCUCCGUUUCCCCCGCGACUGAGCACACUGGAAAUAAAUCACCCUGAUGUCGAAUUUAUUUUGUAUUUGAAUGGAAAAAAACUUGAAACGCUCGGCUCUGUCCAUGGAUUUCAGAUAUUCUGUGCAUGUUUCUUUUUCUUUUAAACAUCUCUGACGUCUCGCUUUCUACUUCAGUAUUUAUUUUUUAAACGAACAGAGAAGCGGAGGAGAUCUUGGACUGUGGGAGUCUGAUAGAUCCACAGAUUGAAUCGUAUUCUCCGGCUGCAUGCUAAAGGGGAAUUUCACCAAAAAUGCCCGACCUCUUACGGUGUGACGCCGUGCAGAACGGAGCAACUUUCCUCCCGAAUAUGAAGACUUUGUUUGGAGGCCAUUUUUGUUUUAAUUGGACAGGACGUGUGCAGAGAGUCAGGAGACAUCAGGAGGAGAGAGACGGGGAGAUGACUGACAGCAAAGGGCAAAGGUCGGAUUCAAACCCACAGCGUCUCUCUUCAGCCGUCCUGUCCAAUAAAGACUAAACGUCUCCCCUGUUCCAUCACAGGAAUCCACACGACUUGUACUUAUGUUUUACUUUCUAUCGGAGACAGUAUUUAAUGUGUGUCUUAUUUAUUUAGACGAGUAUCUGAACAAGCAGACGGGACACGGCUGACGCGACAGAUCGUCUGAAUUUAAAGUCGAUAAACUGUCCUCGUCUUUCAGCAGACAUCCGAACUGACAGCCUUCAAACUGAACGUUACCGUGUGUUAUGAUUGUAUAGUGUUCAAUAUUUCAAAAUAACCCUCAGUAUGUAAACGUCUGUGUGCACCGAGCUGCAGCAUAUAUAUAUAUGAAUAAACGAUAUAUAUAUACAUGUAGUUAUGUUAAUUGAUGUACAGUUUUGGGGUCUUUUUAUAUACAGUUUUUGACAGAGUCAUAUCAAACUUCUCUUGUGGAUUUUUGCCAACCUUCCUGUAGUCAUCGAUGGCAAACGACUGUACAUUCGCUUGGAAAUAAAAGCCAGAAAUGUAAAUGUAAAGAUGAA
Molecule: messenger RNA, 7359 nt
Organism: Labrus mixtus (cuckoo wrasse)
Lineage: Eukaryota; Metazoa; Chordata; Actinopteri; Labriformes; Labridae
Gene: atp11a
Product: ATPase phospholipid transporting 11A
Exons: 31
Coding region: 416-4045 (1209 amino acids)
Biological process (GO): phospholipid translocation
Cellular component (GO): trans-Golgi network; recycling endosome; plasma membrane
Molecular function (GO): ATP hydrolysis activity; ATPase-coupled intramembrane lipid carrier activity; ATP binding
Source: RefSeq, a predicted model, not a curated record